Molecule: messenger RNA, 2457 nt
Organism: Bursaphelenchus xylophilus (pine wood nematode)
Lineage: Eukaryota; Metazoa; Nematoda; Chromadorea; Rhabditida; Aphelenchoididae
Source: the annotation of a GenBank genome assembly
AUGGCGGUAAGUUUUUCGAUUUUUUUAUUUUUUUAUUUAGAAUCGAAAAAGCUCAAAAAACGGGUAAAAUAUUUUUUUUCGUAUUUUCGGCUAAGAAUGGACGGGAUUUUCCAAGAUCUUUAUGGUAAAAUACGGGACAAUCCUUCGAAAAUUUAUUUUUGCAAACAAAAAAAAUCUAGAAAAUUUACUGGGGAAGUGCUCCAAGUGCGACGCUCAGAUUUUCUUUAAAAUUUUCACACACUUUGAGCAUAGGCCACAUAUAAAUUCCUGAAAAUUUUAGCUCGCGCUUUGCAGGGGCAGCCGAGAUAUUGAACGACCUUUCCGGCCGAGAGAGUACGCGAAACGCGGAGAGCGGUCAGAAAAAACACUUUUUGGCCAUAACUUCGCUAGUUUUGUGCGGAAAAAAUUGAUUUUUUGAGGAAACAUUACUCUCCACAGUAGAAAUAGCCAUGAAACUUUUCAUGACAAAAUUCGGAAAAAAGUGUUACAUUUUUGCCAACUCUCGAACUAAAAAUCUCGAUCAUUUCUGCAAAGCGCGAGCUAGUAAUCUCGUAUAUUUCUUAAAAAAUAUUAUUCUAAAUUUAUGCAAAGUUUUGAUCAAAAUCUGAGCGUCGCAAUUGGAGCACUUCCUCUGUAAAUUUUCUCGAUUUUUUGCUUGGAAAAAUAAAUUUUCGAAGAAUUGGCCCGUAUUUUACCCUAAAGAUUUUGAAAAAAUCCCUCAAUUUACAAUCUCAAUAGCCUUUCUGAGACUCAAAAUGCAUCUCAAAAGGCAAUUGAAUUUCUCAUUUUGCCCCAACCACCCAAAAAACCCCAAAUUUUCAGACCGACAACGAUCGGCCGUUGCUAUUCACACUCAACGGAAGGCUUUAUGAUGUCCGAAAGUUCGCCGACAAACACCCUGGCGGCAAGAAAAUCCUCGAAAAGACCUCCGGCGGAGAUGUUUCCGAGUUCAUGAGCGGUCAACAGCGAGUCAUGGGGGUGAAACAUGUCCACUCACAGGCCGCCUAUGACAUUUUGGAGCGAUACGCUGUAAAUCACAGUAUCGAGGUGAGAUUUUUAUUUCAUUUUUUGGGUUUUGAGAUCAGAAUUAGCGAGUUCGAAGACGAUUUUUUUGACAGGGUUUUGCAAAAUUAAAUCUCGCGCUCGUAUUUUACCUUAUUUUAGGUAUAAAAAGGAGAUUCUUUGGAAAUUUUGACCGUAUUUUAGCGAUUUUUAAUAAAUUUUUGUUGUAGUUUAGCGAUUUUCAAUAAAAUUUUAUCGUAUUUUAGCCUUUUUUCACAACUCAUUUUUCAAAAAAAAAAAAAAAAAAAAUUUUUUUUAAUCUCAACUUUCCAGAAAGACAAGUUGAUCGACGAGAACACCCCGGUUUUACUCAAAGUCGGCCAUCUUGGCGAUAAAUACUGGAAUUGGAUCCAUCAGCCCUACGAAGGCAGCCUAAGGCUGUUUGAAUCGAAUUUCUUGGAAAUGUUAACCCGAACCGCUUGGUGGGUGGUGCCCUUAGUUUGGAUGCCCGUUGUUUUGGGAUUUGGCGCGUUUGGCUUGUCAGCUUUGGUCGCCCAAUACGGUAGGUUACUGCAUUUUUUAGAAAAACAAAAAAUUUUUUUUGGAAUUCGCACCGUGCAAACUUUGUUUUUUGGAAACCGCACAGUGCAAAUUUUAGUUUUUUUGGAAGUCGCACAGUGCAAAUUUUAUUUUUUGGAAACCACACAGUGCAGAGGUAACUUUUUUUGAAAACCGCACGAUGCAAAAUUUAUUUUUUGAAAACCGCACCGUGCAAAAAAAAUUUUUUUUGGAAGUCGCACAGUGCAAAGAUAAUUUCUUGGAAGUCGCACGGUGCAAAUUUUAUUUUUUGAAAAUCGCACCGUGCAAAUUUUCAAAAAAAUCUGCACUGUGCAAUUUCCCACAAACUUUUCGCACUGUGCAAAAAAAUCGCAAAUUGCAAAACCCAUUGCAUUAUAACUCUAUUUUUUAGGACUGUUAAAAGGCGCCCUUCUCGCUGGCCUCCUCUUUAUCCUUGGUACUUUGGCCUGGACAUUGCUCGAAUAUUUUUUGCAUCGUUUCGUUUUUCAUUGGAAGCCGGAUCCAGACUCGUACAAUCAAAUCCUACUCCAUUUUCUCGCUCACGGCCUGCAUCACAAGACCCCGAUGGACGGGGAUCGGCUGGUUUUCCCGCCGGUACCGGCGCUCAUGAUCGUCGCCGUCUUCUACGCAUUUUACGUAAAUCUGCUCCCAUUCGACAUUUUCUGCUGCUUCGCGAGCGGAAAACUGUUUGGCUAUGUUGUUUAUGACCUGUGCCACUACUACUUGCAUCAUGGAUCACCCACGCCGCGCAGCGACAUGCAUUUCCGCAAGGUCUACCAUCACAACCACCACUUCAAAGAUUUUGAUGCCGGCUAUGGAAUUUCGACAAUGUUGUGGGAUGUGGUCUUCGACACAGUUGGUACAGGACCUCUCUGA